AUGGAAUCUGAUGCAUUGUUAACUGAGGUACCAGAACCAUUAAAACGAUUAACCAGAUUAAUUGUUAGAGGAUUUUACUCUCAACAACAUGCUAUUGUGAUAGAUUUGAUAGUGAGAGUGGCUUGUAUUAAAGAAGAUGACAUGAUAGAAUUGUUAAAAUUUGAACGUAAACAACUGCGAGCUCUUAUUAAUACUUUAAAAAAUGACAAGUUUGUGAAAGCACAGAUGAGAGUAGAGACAGACAGUGAGGGUAAAACUACCAGACACAAUUAUUAUUAUGUUAAUUACAAUGUAUUUGUUAAUGUGGUCAAAUACAAAUUAGAUCAUGUGCAUCGAAAAAUUGAAAUGGAAGAAAGAGACAACACAAGUCGUGCUUCGUUUAAAUGUCCAUCUUGUCAAAAGGCUUACACGGAUUUAGAAGCUGGUCAACUUUUGGAUUUUAUGACACAGACUUUAAAGUGUACUUUUUGUGAUACUGAGGUAGAAGAGGAUGCUACAUCAAUGCCUAAACAAAAUGCUAGAACUUUAUUAGCUAAAUAUAAUGAACAAAUUCAACCUUUGUAUGAUUUAUUAAAAGAGUGUGAAGACUAUAAAUUGGCACCAGAGGUUUUAGCCCCAGAGCCAAUUGAUAUCAGGAAAAACUUACAAAGUUCUAAGAAUAAUACAGAUAAAGAAAAUGCUACCUGGAGUGGGGAAUCAACUAGGAAUAUUGGUUUUAACUACUCUGAAAGCAGUGUUACUAUAAACAUGGGAGAAGACAACUUGACAUCACCAAAUAAAGAUAAGAAAGAACGUCCAGUAUGGAUGACAGCUAGUACUGUUGAUGGUAUACCAAUGUUAGAUAAUCAAACUAUUGAAGAUGAAAUUGAUACAGGUCAAUCUAAAGACACAUCAACAGUGAGUAGAGAGGAUAUUAUGCAGACAUUACUAGUCCAUGAACCAAAGAGUGGUAAAACUAAUCUAACAGCAGGAAUAAAACCUGAAGAUAGUUCCAGUAGUGAUUCUGAUGAAGAAAAAUCAAACAAACCCUCAACUUCUGCUGGUGUGGAAGAAAUGGAGAGUGAAGAGGAAGAAGAGGUUGCUAUGGUAACAAUAGGAGAUAGAAAAAUACCACUACAUGAAAUAACUGAUAGUAUGGUUGCUCAAAUGACCCCAACAGAAAAAGAAGAAUAUAUCCGUCUAAGUCAGGAAAUGUAUGAAAAUAUGUAUGAAUAA
Lottia gigantea (owl limpet) is the source of this 1215-nucleotide messenger RNA. RefSeq lists its product as hypothetical. The record is from RefSeq and is a predicted model, not a curated record. The coding region runs from base 1 to 1215 and encodes 404 amino acids. The transcript has 4 exons. Lineage: Eukaryota; Metazoa; Mollusca; Gastropoda; Lottiidae. Gene Ontology annotation, biological process: transcription open complex formation at RNA polymerase II promoter; transcription initiation at RNA polymerase II promoter. Gene Ontology annotation, cellular component: transcription factor TFIIE complex.